Molecule: messenger RNA, 2415 nt
Organism: Colletotrichum higginsianum IMI 349063
Lineage: Eukaryota; Fungi; Ascomycota; Sordariomycetes; Glomerellales; Glomerellaceae
Product: plant-like oligopeptide transporter
Exons: 3
Coding region: 1-2415 (804 amino acids)
Biological process (GO): transmembrane transport
Molecular function (GO): oligopeptide transmembrane transporter activity
Source: RefSeq, a predicted model, not a curated record
AUGUCUCCGGCCACGCAGCAACACCAACAACAACAACAACAACAACAACAACAGCAGCAGCCAGAGGUCGCCGGGGGACCGAAGGCGGGCGGCCCGGGCAACGGCGAUGCAAUCUCCGUCGACACCCCCAGCAGCGGCACGCCCGAGAAAAGGUCGAGCGAACCGGCGGCUCCGUGUACCGAGGGCGACAUGGAGAAGCCGCCCUUCGUCUUCACCACGCAAGCCAACGGCGAAGAGGAGGCGUUCGACGAGGACGACCCGAGGCUGCGGGACAUCCCGGCCUACGUGCGUCGCAUCGUUUCGCUGCACGACGAUCCGGAACUGCCGUGCCUCACGUUCCGGUACUUCCUCCUCACCAUCGUCUUCGUCAUCCCCGGCGCCUUCUUGUCGAUGAUGAGCCACUUCCGCACGACCUACGCGCCGUACUCCAUCUUCUUCGUCCAGAUCGCGUCCAGCUACGCCGGGGUGUGGCUCGCCAAGAUCCUGCCGGCGUGGGAAGUCAAAGUGCCCCUGACGAGGUUCAGCUUCAACCUCAACCCGGGUCCCUUCAACGUCAAGGAACACGUGCUCGUCACCAUCUCGGCGGCCUCGGGCGCCACGUACAACCUCGGCUACACCCCUGUGGCCAUGGCCGAGCUCUACUUCAACUCUCGCAUCCACCCUGCCGCGGCCAUCUUCUUCAUGUGGGGGAUCGUCUGGACGGGAUACUCGUUCGCGGCGUUGGCGAGACAGUUCCUGAUCUACGACCCCCAGUUCCCCUGGUUCACGGCUCUCUGCCAGACCGCCCUCUUCGAGACGCAGAAGAAGCAGCGCGAGAGCCCGACAGCCUCGUCUCGGAAGCAGACAAAGGUCUUCUUUUGGGCCCUUCUCGGCAUGACCCUGUGGCAGUUUCUUCCGGAAUACGUGUUCCCGAUGCUGGGCUCUCUGGCGUUCCUCUGCUGGGUGGCGCCCAACAACGCCGUGGCCAACUUUGUCGGCGCUGGCUUUGGGGGGCUCGGCUUUAUGAAUCUCUCACUCGACUGGUCCAACAUAUCCUCCAGCGGAAGUUUGUUCCUGACUCCUUGGUGGACGCAAGUUGUCAUGUUUUCCGGGUUUGUCUGCAGCGUGUGGGUGCUGCUACCGGCUGCGAAGUACGGCCACUUGGGAGAGUGGCACGAGCACCUGAUGUCUAACCGAUUGUUCCUCGAGAAUGGGACGUCCUACCCCAUCACCCAACUUCUGACCCCCGAAGUCACAUUCAACGAAACGGCGUACCAGGAGCUCGGCCCUCCCUUCGUCAGCACCCACGUGCUCUGGACCAUGUUCUUCGACUAUGCCGCGUACACGUCUGCCAUUAUCUGGGCCGGCCUCUUUGGAUGGAAGAGUAUCAAGAGCAGCUUCCUCAAGAUGAUGGAGCGUAUGAAGAGCGGGUCCCAGAUCAGCUCACAGUACAACGACCAGCUCAGCAUCCUGCAGCGUUCCUACAAAGAGGUUCCGCUAUGGUGGUUCCUGGCUCUCUUCGCGGCAUCUUUCGUCUCGCUGGUAACCAUUACUGCUACCGGCAACAUGUUCAUCCCUGUGUGGACCUACUUUGUUGCCAUUGCAACGGGUGCGUUUUUGGUUGUACCGCUGGGCUGGCUGUAUGCUCUUAGCAACUUCCAGCUGGCCAUCGGGACGGUCAACGAGCUCCUGUAUGGCUUGAUGGUCAACUCGGUCAGCGGCUUCAAGAAUCCCACAGGCGCCUCCGCCUAUGGCGCCAUUGCAGGCAACGCAUGGUAUCGCGCUCAGCUUAAUCUUCAGGACAUGAAGAUCGGGCACUACAACCAUUGCGAUCCUAGGGCUGUGUUCUUCUCUCAGGUAUUCGGAUCCUUCCUCGGGGUGCCCAUCAACUAUGCCGUAGUCAGAUGGGUGCUUGAUACCAAGUUCGACUAUCUUACGGGGACAAAAGAGGACCCUGCGCAUCAGUGGACGGCGCAGUCUCUCACGUCGAACCUUACAAUGGGUGUCCAGUACGUGCUCAUCGGUCCGCGUCGACUCUUUGAGCAGCACAUCUACAAGGUUCUUCCUUAUGGCUUCCUCGUCGGGGCCUUCGCGCCGGUGCUCAUCUACGGGCUGCACCGCCUGUUCCCGCGCGCUAAAUUCCAGCUGUGGAACACGACCAUCUUCUUCUCGUCCAUGUCGAGCUUCUACGGCAACAUCAGCACCGGGUACUUCAGUAGCUUCAUCGGAGGCUUUGUCGUCAUGUUCUGGGCCUAUCGCUACCGCUACAACCUGUGGGCGAGGUGGAACUACAUCCUGGCAGCUGCGUUUGAUGCAGGAUUCAACUUCAACAUGUUGUUGACGUUCCUCUUCUUCGGUGCUGGGAAGAUUGUCACCAUGCCGAACUGGUGGGGUAACGAGGCAGCCAGCUCCGAGAGGUGUUUUGCGCUGGAAUGA